AUAUACGAUAUCAUCAUGGGCUUUUCCGAUUUUGCGCGUAUUAUCUACGACGACGCGCGUGCGCCUAGUUUCGACUUUGACAAUGCAGUGCGGCAGCGGUGCACAUCCUGGCGUAACGUAGUAUAUACUAGAUCCGUUUAGUGUGUGUACAUAGGUGUCAGUGCACACCAUCUCUAUAAAUGCGGACAAAACCAAUAGAGAGUUCGGUGCUCGGUGCAUUAAAUGUAUAGUGGUGGUGCGCGGCGUUAUUAAGUGCGCGCGACUAUGAGAAUUAAUAAUAAUAAUACAAUAUUGCAACGAGCCGAGCGGCUGCUAUGCUAUAACUGACCGCGCACAGUUGUCACUGUGUUGUUGUUGCUGCUGAUCUCAUAGAGAAUAAUAUCAAGAGAGCUUACUGUCAAAUGAAUAUAAAGAAUUACAUGUGUCAACAAAUCCAGUACCAUGGUUGGCUUCUUCGAUGAAGACAAGGCCCUAUUUCCUAUAAAAAGUGUUUCUUCCAUUGUGCAAAUCUUCCAGAAUCAGCUGGAAAGUAGCGUAGAGCCAGAUCUUGCUUUACUAUCGAUCCUCGUUGGGGUCAUAGAAAAUACCUUGACUUGUAGCCGAGAUUCUGUGCCAGAAGAUGCAUCAAAACCAAACAAAGAACCAGAACUUCCAACUUUGGAACUUCAAGAGAUUGAAGCGUUGUAUAACAGAUUUCAUUCAAUAAUCAAAGGUGCUGUUGAUCUUUCCGCAUACAAAUCAAAAUAUGCCACAAGAGAAUUGGUAAAAAGAGUAUCCGAUGUUAUAUGGAAUUCUCUAAUGAGGGGUUACUACAAGGACAGAGCUCAUCUUCAAAGUAUAUUUAGUUAUUUAACAUUUAAUAAAUUGGACUGUUAUGGAGUAGCUUUAGCUGUUGUUGCUGGCUGUCAAGUGUUAGGAUUCUAUGAUGUACAUCUUGCAGUAACGGAAGAUCAUGCUUGGGUUGUUUUUGGUGAAAAUGGAGAAUACACUGCUGAAGUAACGUGGCAUGGUAAAGGCAAUGAAGAUAAACGAGGUAGACCUGUUGAUGCAGGAGUCAAAUCAAAAUCAUGGGUAUAUCUAAAUGGACAAGCAGUUAUUUGCAACAGGCCAAUGGAAGUGGCUACAAUUGUUUCAGCAAUAAACCCAAGUAUCAGUACAAAUGCUGAUGCUAUAGAAGUUGGGAUUUUACAGCAAGAACUGUUAUGGUUACUUUAUGACUUGGGUCAUUUACGAAAAUAUCCAAUGGGGCUUGGUAAUCUUGCAGAGCUCGAGGAAGUUAAUCCAACACCAGGAAGAUGUCUACCACUUAUUCUCUUUCAAGAAGCUGUUCGAUCUGCAAAAAAGUAUUAUGACAAUUCACAUAUUUAUCCGUACACAUAUCUUGGAGGAUAUCUUUAUCGAUGCGGACAACAUGCUAAUGCUCUAGCAACAUGGGCAGAUGCAGCAGAUGCUUUACGAAAGUAUAACUAUUGUCGUGAAGAUGGAGAAAUAUACAAGGAAUUGCUUGAAAUCGCAAAUGAACUCAUUCCACAUACUUUGAGAAUUGACGAACAUUUAUUGCGACAACCGCGAUGCUUUGGUUACUUAUUGCGAUUUUAUGAUGGUAUUUGUCAUUGGGAAGAAGAUGCAAAUACUCCUGUAUUGCAUAUUGGAUGGGCUAGACCACUCGUGAAUACUAUUUCAAAAUUUGAUUCGAGUAUUCGAGCCCAAGUUGCCAUCACAUGCUAUGAAGCAGAUUCAAAAUUUUCAGAGGGCAGUUCAGAUGAAUCUGUGAAUAACAACAAUAAUUACAAGGAACGAUGUAGUCCUACUCAUAACUUGAUUAAAAGCAUCGAGUCUGUAGUUCCCGAAAGUCCAGAACCAAUGCAUCCUGGAAUACAAGCCUUAGUUGAAGCUUGUGGAGAAAAAAUUCUGAAUAGAGAAUACCUUCUGCAAGGCGAUGGAGAUCCAUUUAUAUCACCAGCUGACUGUAAUGCAUUGCUUGAACUUCCGCUCUCAACAUCAUCAGUGUGCGGAGGCGGAAUCUCGACUCCGUCAACUUCGCAAGAUAGCCUUGACGACGGGCUGAGUGAACUUGAAAUUGAGCUCGAAACGGAAGAACCACGAAUCACACUUUAUAGUCACAAAAUGAAGGGUCUUAAAGAUUUACUACUAAGUGAAAAACUCAACACUCAUGCAAUAUCUUUACAAUUAACCGCUCAGAGUCAAGUUCAGGUGGGUAAAAAGUCAACCAGGCAUGGGGAUGAUUCGUCUGGUGCAAAUUUAAGGCCCAAAAGAACGCGAAGAGAAUAGAAAUACCUGAUUAUUUAUUAUUUUCUUCUCUUUCUUUCUGCUUUACUAAAAAAAUCCGAGUAUCUUUGUUAUGAGUUGUCUAUAUCUAUAUUCUUUUUAUAAAAAAAAACAUUAGACUUGAAUUGAGAAAUUCAUCCUAGAAGAGUACAAAAAAGCUGUAACUAAUUCUAGUUAUUAACUGAUAAGGGCAUUUGUGCUUAUUGCUAUUUAAUUAACAUUUAUUUCAAUGUCCUAAAUCUGCACAUAUAUUUAUUUAUUUGCAAAGUUGUAUAUUACAUAAAUGUCAACUUGCUUGUUUGAAACGCAGCAUUAUUUGAAUGAGACUGGCGUGCCCGCACGACAAAUUAUCUUGCGUUUAGUCGCAAAAAAUAAUCAUUAACUUAUAUUUUAUUUUAAAAAAUCGAUGUUUAUUGUCUUGUUGCACUUUUGCUUUAUUU
Molecule: messenger RNA, 2729 nt
Organism: Trichogramma pretiosum
Lineage: Eukaryota; Metazoa; Arthropoda; Insecta; Hymenoptera; Trichogrammatidae
Gene: Mnn1
Product: menin
Exons: 6
Coding region: 442-2292 (616 amino acids)
Biological process (GO): regulation of transcription by RNA polymerase II; negative regulation of cell population proliferation; negative regulation of cell cycle
Cellular component (GO): histone methyltransferase complex; nucleus; chromatin
Molecular function (GO): transcription cis-regulatory region binding; chromatin binding; Y-form DNA binding
Source: RefSeq, a predicted model, not a curated record